This is a messenger RNA of Saccostrea echinata, 2060 nucleotides long. Its product is annotated as synaptotagmin-C-like. Lineage: Eukaryota; Metazoa; Mollusca; Bivalvia; Ostreida; Ostreidae. The record is from RefSeq and is a predicted model, not a curated record. Gene Ontology annotation, molecular function: calcium ion binding; clathrin binding; phosphatidylserine binding. Gene Ontology annotation, biological process: calcium-ion regulated exocytosis; regulation of calcium ion-dependent exocytosis; cellular response to calcium ion. The transcript has 5 exons. Bases 95 to 1312 code for a protein of 405 amino acids.
UGUUUUGAAAUACCUGAGAGUAACUUAUAUAGCUUUGGACAUGUAUCCCUGCGUAAUUCAUAAGUAUCCAGAUUCGACUCCUUAAGAGAACAACAUGACAGAGGAGUUAAUUGCCCUUGAUGUGUGGGACAAGUUACUGAUCUUGGUUGGCGUGGCGCUGUUUAUGGUUUUGGUCAUAGUGAUGUUGAUGUGUGUUCUCUCUCCCUACUGUUGUCUCUAUCCAUACUGUCCGUUCCGGGUAAAGAAUCCACUAGAUGGAAAGCCUUUGAUAAAUUAUGGAUCUACCGACAUAAUGAGGGAAUCCAAGCACGAUAGGCGAUCUUAUCUGGGGUCUAUAAAAGAAGAAGAGUCUUCCGAAUGGUCCGACGCAAGCGCAAAGAGUGCCCUUGAGCUUAGAAGGACUAUGUCACCCGGUUACGUUCCAAAUGGAUCAAUUGGCUCCCUGCAUUUAGUCUCACAGAUUCAUGAUGGAACGCUGCACUUCUCUCUCAAAUACGACAAAUUUGACAAUGACUUACUCAUUAAAAUUUUGGAGGUUACAGAUCUCAAUGUUGAAGAUAAAACCGCCAUUUUGUCUCCAUAUAUACGGGUUAGGCUAUACAGAUCUCAUAGACAACUUUUUACCGGUGCAGUUGAAAAUGUUGAUACCGAGUUCAAGACCCGGAUACAGAAAUUCAAAGACAAUUUAACUUUUAAUGAGACGUUUAAGACAUCCAUUGCAGUCACCAGCGUAAAACAUAUCAGCAUUAAGUUUCAACUGUGUGACUUGGAUAAGUAUUCCAGAAAGAUAGUAAUUGGAGAGUGCCUUAUGAAAUUAAAGAAAAUUCAUUUGGAAGAUUUCGAGGAAAAAGUCUUUCAGGAAAAGUUGAGGGCACCGAUAGAGGAGGAAUCAGGAGAAAUAUCAAUCGGACUGAAUUAUCUUCCCACGGCAGAAAAACUUUAUAUCAACGUGGUCAAAAUGAAAAUCUAUAAGACACCAAAUAGACCUCAGAAUGUACUCGACACCUAUAUCAAAGUUGUUCUUAUGCAUGAUGGAAAACCACUUAAGAAAACCAGAACAGGAACUAAAACGGAGGAAUCGAACCCUGAAUUUGAUGAAACCUUUCCGUUUGAUGUGCCCACCCAUGAGCUCGAGAAAGUCUAUGUAGCAAUCAGUGCGAUUUCUUUAAACACGGAAAACUCGGAACAGAAACUUUUGGGUCGGAUCUAUAUUGGUUUACCGUUUGGGGGUUCGGCACAGGAACACUGGGCAGAAAUGAUAAGAUCGCCGAGAAAUCAAGUCCAACAUGUGCAUAAACUUACUGAACAGUGACAUUUUUAAAAAUGAGUGAAGUCGUUAAAUAUCAGUAUCUUUUAAUCCUUCUCUUUCAUAUUCCGUCCUUUGAAAUGUAUUAUGUAUCUCCAGCAAAAUUGUGCACUUCCAAUGAGCUUUGUAAAAAUGUCUGAAAAUCAAGGUAUGGAGAAUUUUACAGUGGAUACUGAGCAUCAGAGCCCAGCCUAUUACAUAACGUAAGAAAAUUAAAGCUGGUUGCUUUCUAGUAUGGUUUUGUAGAAAUGCAUGAAACAUUUUUAAAAUACUUGUUCACGUGAAAUCCAAAAUCAGAAUUAAUUAAAUCAAUCUACAAAAUUAUAUAUUUUUUCCUAGUAUAAAGUGCAAACUUUCGAUCACUUAAGUAGGAAUUUACAGAGUGGGUGUACUAACAAAUAUGCCACAGACUAGCAAGCUUUCCCUACAAUUUAUAUUUUAUACAGAGCUCGUUUGUUCAAUAAUCCUUAUUUCAGUUUAUUUUGAUAAAUAUAUUACUUCAUUCCCAUAUAAAAUGUUACAAGAAUGUGUGUAUUCUUGGGAAAACUUUAUGUGGAAUAAGCGUUAAUUUUACAUUUUUUUGAGUUUUGGGGUUGCAGGGAUGCACAAAUGUAUGUAUGUGUUCAAACGUUAGCUUAUUGGAAAUUCAGUUGUAAUUUAUUGUACAGUUUAUGUUUACACUGGGUUUGAUUUAAGCAAAAAAGACAUUGUGCGAUGCUUGAUACGAGAUAAUAAAUAAAAAGUUAAAAUCACA